AUGAAGGGCAGGGUCGAAAAGAUUGUUGCUGCACAUGCUGUUUUUUUAGGUUACCUCCUUGUGGCAUAUUGGUUUGAGGAAUCGGAUGGCUACGAUAUCAAUUGGACAACGCCAUUUUGUGUGCUAACGCUGAGACUCAUAGGCCUAGUGAUGGAUGUCUAUGAUGGAGAACACAUGGAUAAACUCAAGCCAGAUCAAAAGAAAACAGCCAUCCAGGAUGCGCCUGGAUUGCUCGAAGUUGCUGCUUUCGCUCUUUUCUACACGGGAACCUUUGCUGGACCUCAGUUUACACUAAGCAGGUUUCGAUCAGUGGUCAGAGGUGAUUGGCUGGACGAGAAACGGCGACCUCGAGCCUCAGCAUAUGAUGUUGCCAUUCGCCGUUUUAUUGGGGGUUGCAUCUAUACGGCCAUAAAUCAGUUUGGAUGUGCCUGGUUGCCAAAUUCGUAUUUCAACACACCUGAAUUUUAUGUGAGUUUCGUUUUUCAUAUUGUUAGUUUCGCUGAAUGUCGCUUUGAGUGCGCAUUUUGUUUACUUUUCAUUUUUGGCUUUCUUCUGUGCCACCCUUCAACCCAUUAAAA
Messenger RNA from Strongylus vulgaris, 578 nucleotides. NCBI's taxonomy places the organism in Eukaryota, Metazoa, Nematoda, Chromadorea, Rhabditida, Strongylidae. The record is from the annotation of a GenBank genome assembly.